CCCUGUUCAAGUUAAAUUAGGAAAACGGACACUCCAACUUAAAUUGAAUGUAGGCUAUAUUUAAAAUGGAAGGACUUAUACCUGUGAUAAACAAACUUCAAGAUGUAUUUAAUACUGUCGGCUCAGAAGUCAUAAACCUACCACAAAUUGUAGUGAUUGGAAAUCAGAGCUCUGGUAAAAGUUCUGUGAUUGAGAGUUUGGUAGGGCGAGAUUUCCUCCCUAGAGGUACCGGUAUUGUUACUCGGCGACCUUUGAUCCUUCAGCUGAUACACGUCAGUAAAAGUGACAGAGAGGCAAGAGCACAGGAUGGAGAUCCAAUUAAAGCAGAUGAAUGGGGGAAAUUCCUGCAUACAAAGAACAAAAUCUACACAGACUUUCAGGAGAUUCGACAUGAAAUUGAAAAUGAAACAGACAGAAUGUCAGGAUCCAAUAAGGGAAUUUGUCCAGAGCCAAUCAGUUUGAAAAUUUACUCGAAUAAAGUGGUCAGUCUUACGCUGGUUGACCUGCCUGGGAUGACCAAAGUCCCCGUGGGGGACCAGCCAGAAGACAUAGAACUCCAGAUACGGGACCUGUGUAUGGAUUACAUCCAGAACCCUAACUCCAUUAUCCUGGCAGUGUGUGCUGCCAACACGGACAUGGCCACUUCAGAAUCCCUCAAGCUCGCUAAAGAAGUAGACCCAGAUGGUCGGCGUACAUUGGCAGUAGUGACAAAGCUAGACCUUAUGGACCACGGAACAGAUGCAAUGGAGGUUUUGUGUGGGCGUGUCAUACCUGUAAAGCUAGGAAUCGUAGGUGUGGUCAACAGAAGUCAAGCUGACAUAAACAAAAACAAGGAAAUGUCGGAGACUUUGAAAGAUGAGGCAUCAUUUCUACAGAGGAAGUACCCCACCAUAGCUAGUCGACAUGGUUCUCAGUAUCUUGCCAGGACUCUCAACAGACUGCUGAUGCAUCACAUUAGGGACUGUCUUCCAGAACUUAAGACUCGAGUCAAUGUGUCCAUCGCUCAGUUCCAGUCUCUGCUGAAUUCCUUCGGAGAACCAGUGGAAGACAAGAGUCAGCUGUUAUUACAAAUAAUUACCAGAUUUGCCACAGCUUACUGCAGCACCAUAGAGGGAAACUCUAAAAACAUUGAGACUUCAGAACUAUGUGGAGGGGCCAGGAUUUGUUAUAUUUUCCAUGAGACUUUUGGUAGGACUCUAGAGACAGUCAAUCCACUGGGAGGGUUAACUGCCCUUGACAUUCUCACAGCUAUCAGGAAUGCUACGGGCCCAAGACCAGCUCUAUUUGUACCAGAGGUGUCGUUUGAGCUCCUUGUGAAGCGACAGAUCCGACGUCUAGAGGAGCCCAGUUUACGGUGUAUAGAACUAGUCCAUGAGGAAAUGCAGAGGAUCAUACAGCACUGUGGAACACAGCAAGAGAUGUUGAGAUUUCCCAAGCUUCAUGAAAAGAUUGUAGAUGUUGUAACCAACUUGUUACGAAGGCGAUUACAACCCACAAACAAUAUGGUACAAAAUUUAGUUGCAAUAGAGUUAGCAUAUAUCAACACCAAGCAUCCAGAUUUUCAUGAAGCCAACUUAUUCCAAAGAUCACAAGAACUGGAAAUUAGUAAAAAUUUAAAUGAAUUCCAUGUAAAUAAUGAAUCUACAAAAGACCAUAAGAAGGGGAAUCCGGGUAAAAUUUCUAAUUACUUGCGGGGUCAGGGUGACCUACAUAAUGAUUUGUCACAGACCAGUAGCCCAGCAAGCAGUCGACCAGAUUCACCCAUACAUGCUGUAAAGGGAGUUAACCUCCUGUCAGAUGUGCCCCAGCCUACAUCUAGGAAACUCUCCCCCAGGGAACAGCGGGACUGUGAUGUCAUAGAACGCUUAAUCCGAUCCUAUUUUCUGAUUGUGAAGAAGAACGUCCAGGAUACGAUCCCUAAGGCCAUUAUGCACUUCCUGGUGAACUACGUAAAGGACAAUCUACAGAGCGAGCUCGUUAGCUCACUGUACAAGAAAGAAGAGCUGGAGUUCCUUCUGGAGGAAUCAGAGCAUAUAGCACAGAGGCGUAAGGAGGCCAGUGAAAUGUUACAGGCACUUCAACGAGCGAGUCAAAUUAUUGGCGAGAUAAGAGAGAUCCAUCUGUGGUGAUGAUUGGUUAGCGUAAACCAAAGGAAGGAUUUAUAAUCAUUACCCCGCUACACAGGAAUUCACAGAAACAUGAACAUUAUAAACAAUUCAAUCAAUGUACAUUGAAACAAAUGAGACUUCUCAUAUACAUCUCUAAAACCCAUACAUGUACAUUUCAUUUUUCUACAGGAGAGUCCAGAAAACUUUGAUGUUGUUUUAUGGGUAUAUCUACAUCUAUGCGUAUGAUGAAAUUUUAUUCACUUCGUAAAUCAAAAUGAAAUGUGUGUAAAAUGAGUGCUACAACUGUUUUUUUUUCUU
Messenger RNA from Saccostrea cuccullata (small rock oyster), 2426 nucleotides. Its product is annotated as dynamin-1-like protein. Gene Ontology annotation, cellular component: mitochondrion; membrane; cytoplasm. Gene Ontology annotation, molecular function: microtubule binding; GTPase activity; GTP binding. The record is from RefSeq and is a predicted model, not a curated record. NCBI's taxonomy places the organism in Eukaryota, Metazoa, Mollusca, Bivalvia, Ostreida, Ostreidae. The transcript is spliced from 16 exons. Gene Ontology annotation, biological process: mitochondrial fission. The coding region runs from base 66 to 2129 and encodes 687 amino acids.